CAAGCCCCAGCCCAGCUUCUUUAUCUCCGAUAGCUCCGUGCCCAGGAAACUCGCCAUGGAAACGCGCUCCGACUAGCGGCGGGCACCAGGGAGGGGGCAGAGACGCGGGGUAGGGACGUCAGAGACAGGGAGAGACCGGGAGAGACCGGGAAAGACGCAGAGAAAGCGGAAGAUCCAGGAAAUCAGACCCUCUCCCCUGCGCCCAGCACCGAUGGGGCUCCGGAGGCCCAUCCGGGAGAAGAGAAGACUGCAGACCCCGGCCCUAGCCCGCCCCCACGGGACACUGGGACCUCCGAAACUCAGAGACAGAGGAGGCGGGUGCCCGGGAGGCGGGGACCGCAGGCUGGGGGCCUGGCCAAAACACCGACGCAAGCGGCGCCCCCGACGCGCAGAGACAAAGAGCCCUCGCCCCUUGCGCCGCAUCUAGGGCGCGGCGGGUGGGGGGUCUCGGGGCCGGCUGGGUCCCCUCCGCCUCCGCCUCCCCCUCCCCCUCCCAUCUCCCCUCCGCCCCCGAGGGGGAGGGGCCGCGCUUUGUGCUCGGCGCCACAGCCCCGGCCGCCGCGGCCGCCAGCUCCACCCUUCAAGCGCCGGCGCGCCAGGCGGUUCCUGCGCUUCGUUGCUUUCCCCUCCCCCGCCGUCGCCCAGCACCAGGUGCCCCCAGGACUCAGCUCCCCUCCUCCAACGCAGCUUUGUCCCCUCCAACCACAGCCUGUGGCGCCCGCGGCACCAUGAUCUCGACCAAGGAGAAGAAUAAAAGCCCCAAGGACAGCAUGACGCUUCUGCCCUGCUUCUACUUUGUGGAGCUGCCCAUUGUGGCGUCCUCCAUCGUGUCCCUGUACUUCCUGGAGCUGACUGACCUCUUCAAGCCGGCCAAGGUGGGUUUCCAGUGUUAUGACCGCACGCUGUCCAUGCCUUACGUGGAGACCAAUGAGGAGCUCAUUCCACUGCUCAUGCUACUCAGCUUGGCCUUUGCUGCCCCUGCGGCCUCGAUCAUGGUGGGCGAAGGAAUGCUGUACUGUCUGCAGUCACGGCUGUGGGGACGCGGAGGGGGCCCGGGCAGGGCCGAGGGUAGCAUCAACGCCGGUGGCUGCAACUUCAACUCCUUCCUGCGGCGCACUGUGCGCUUUGUGGGCGUCCACGUGUUUGGACUGUGUGCUACUGCCCUGGUGACCGACGUCAUACAGCUGGCCACGGGCUACCAUGCACCCUUCUUCUUGACGGUCUGCAAGCCCAACUAUACGCUGCUGGGCACCUCAUGCGAUGCCAACCCCUACAUCACACAGGACAUCUGUUCCGGCCAUGACACCCAUGCCAUCCUCUCUGCAUGCAAGACCUUCCCGUCCCAGCAUGCCACGCUGUCUGCCUUUGCUGCAGUCUACGUGUCGAUGUACUUCAACUCGGUCAUCUCAGACACAACCAAGCUGCUCAAGCCCAGCCUGGUGUUCGCCUUUGCCAUCGCCGCGGGUGUCUGUGGCCUCACCCAGAUCACGCAGUACCGCAGCCAUCCAGUUGAUGUCUACGCUGGCUUCCUCAUUGGCGCUGGCAUUGCUGCCUACCUGAAUGCUGGAGUCAGAAUCUCUUGGGCUCAGACUUGCCCAAUGUGCACUGCCUGCCAUGCUGUGGGCAACUUCCAGGCCCCGCCCACAGAGAAGCCGCCGGCCCCACCACCUGCCAAGGAUGCGCUGCGUGCCCUGACCCAGCGGGGUCACGACUCAGUGUACCAGCAGAACAAGUCUGUGAGUACGGAUGAGCUGGGCCCGCCGGGUCGGCCUGAGGGUGUGCCGCGGCCUGUGGCCCGCGAAAAGACCUCGCUGGGCAGCCUGAAGCGAGCCAGUGUGGACGUGGACCUGCUGGCCCCGCGCAGUCCCAUGGGCAAGGAGAACAUGGUGACCUUCAGUCACACACUGCCCCGCGUCAGCACGCCCUCACUUGAUGACCCCGCCCGCCGCCACAUGACCAUCCACGUGCCGCUGGACGCUUCGCGCUCCAAGCAGCUCAUCAGCGAGUGGAAGCAGAAAUCGCUAGAGGGCCGCGGCCUGGGGCUGCCUGACGACGCCAGCUCGGGGCACCUGCGGGCGCCCACUGAGCCCAUGACAGAGGAGGAGGAGGAGGAGGAGGAGGAAGAUGAGGAGGAGGAGGAGGAAGAGGAGGAGGAGGAGGAGGAGGUGGAGGAGGGGGAGGAAGAGGGCCCAGCUCCACCCUCACUCUACCCCACAGUCCAGGCGCGGCCGGGGCUCGGGCCACGGGUUAUUCUCCCCCCAAGGGCAGGGCCGCAGCCGCUGGUGCACAUCCCUGAGGAGGGGGUGCAGGCGGCAGCCGGCCUGUCCCCCAAGAGCAGCACGGCGGUGAGGGCUAAGUGGCUCAUGAUGGCUGAGAAGAGCGGGGUGGCCGUGGCCACGGCCUCGACCCAGCCCCGCGUGGCCAACCCGCCCCGGCUGCUGCAGGUGAUUGCCAUGUCCAAGGGUGGGCCUGGCCCCAAAGCAGCCGAGACAGCCUCAUCUUCCAGCGCCAGCUCUGACUCCUCGCAGUACAGGUCGCCUUCAGACCGUGACGCGGCCAGCAUUGUCACCAUCGACGCGCAUGCGCCCCACCAUCCUGUGGUCCACCUGUCAGCGGGUAAUGGGCCCUGGGAGUGGAAGGCGGCAGGCGGCGGGGCCAAAGGGUCAGAGGGAGAGGGAGAUUACGAGCUAGGGGACCUGGCUUGCGGCUUCCGUGGUGGGCCCAAGCCACUGGGUGUGUCCUCUGGCUCAUCCGUCAGUGACAUGGACCAGGAGCCUCGGUUUGGGGCGGUGGCCACAGUCAACCUGGCCACGGGGGAGGGUCUGCCCCCACUGGGUGUGGCUGACGGAGUGCUGGGGCCAGCCAGCCGCGAGUCCACGCUGCGUCGCAAGGCAGGUGGCCUGGUGCUGGGUGAGCGGGAGGUGGCGGGCCAGUCAGAGGCUGAGAGAUACUACCGCAAAAUGCAGGCGGCCCGCAGGUCCAAGGACUGACCGCCCAGGGCUCUGCAGGCCAG
Messenger RNA from Hipposideros armiger (great roundleaf bat), 3013 nucleotides. It is a transcript of the gene PLPPR3, whose product is annotated as phospholipid phosphatase related 3. Gene Ontology annotation, molecular function: phosphatidate phosphatase activity. Bases 729 to 2990 code for a protein of 753 amino acids. The record is from RefSeq and is a predicted model, not a curated record. The transcript has 9 exons. Gene Ontology annotation, biological process: signal transduction; phospholipid metabolic process; phospholipid dephosphorylation. Lineage: Eukaryota; Metazoa; Chordata; Mammalia; Chiroptera; Hipposideridae. Gene Ontology annotation, cellular component: plasma membrane.